AAAAAGGAUAUAAUGGCUUCUAUUCCACUGGUGCUGCUACUUUUAAUGUCUUCUUCGGCGCUUUACUGGGCAGUUUAUACCGGACCGUUAAAACCGGAAAUGUCCAACGGCACUUUUCAUCACUUCUUCGUACCGGACGGUGAUUAUGAGGAUAAUGAUGACCCCGAGCAAUGUCAAAUGCUUUUUAAAUUCGCAGACCGGCGUGCGUGUGGUGUCCAUCACGACGACGACAGCGAUUCAGUGGUACGUGACGACUUUAUCAUCGUGAAGCACCAAAUUGAAGACGCCGCAAGGUUGUUGGAAAGCAUGGGCAUGAGUAUUUCACACGACCUGGACGGAGAGGAUAGCUAUGAGAAGUUUCUCACUGGGGAGAUCACUCAGAUCUCUGAGGCUUUUACAAGCGUGGAGAAAUCUCUCCUGGAGUUGGAGGUGAAGUUCAAACAGAGUCAAGACAACGAUCUGAGAGGGGAGAGCCAGCUCAAUGACUACGUUCUGAAGCCUAUCUAUGAAGUUAAGGACUCACUGAGGGAGACAACGGACAUUUCAUUGGGACUCAGAGAUAAACAUGAACUGUUGUCUCUCAUUGUUCGCAGUCAAGGGUCAAGGUUGCGUCGCCUCAAGACAGAUUAUCUCAAUGUAUAG
Messenger RNA from Salvelinus namaycush (lake trout), 642 nucleotides. RefSeq names its product fin bud initiation factor-like. The transcript has a single exon. Lineage: Eukaryota; Metazoa; Chordata; Actinopteri; Salmoniformes; Salmonidae. The coding region runs from base 13 to 642 and encodes 209 amino acids. The record is from RefSeq and is a predicted model, not a curated record.